Coprinopsis cinerea okayama7#130 is the source of this 1176-nucleotide messenger RNA. RefSeq lists its product as hypothetical. NCBI's taxonomy places the organism in Eukaryota, Fungi, Basidiomycota, Agaricomycetes, Agaricales, Psathyrellaceae. The transcript is spliced from 3 exons. The record is from RefSeq and is a predicted model, not a curated record. Bases 1 to 1176 code for a protein of 391 amino acids.
AUGCUUCCAGUCCUUGAUAUCCAUGUCGUCGGUCGCGCACGGCGCCUCUCCGACGCGUCUUUCUCAUCCUCCUCAGAAGCGGAAUCCCUCGCCUCAGCCUCGCCUUCUCCAUCUACAAGUUACACGAACCUUCUUUCUACAAAAUCUGACGAACUGAAGAGGAUUUUCAAGGCACACAAGAACCUCAUUGUUUCCCCAGACCGUAAAUCCCCCGUCUCUCCCAGCAUCAGGUUAUCCUUCCCCAUCCUUCCAUCGGUGACAAAGGAGGAUAAUAUAUGGCAACACAGGGAAGCAGGAUCGUUGUUGAUGGAGGACGAGCUAAACCCUGACGCUCAGACGUUCGUACCCCAAGAUGAUUUAAAACCAGGUUUCAAAUGCUCGGAGCAGGCACCCACACCCACGCAGGACGAUUUCCGCUCCAUAGACAUCGCUUGGCUGCAGAGGCUUUCGCCUGAACUUGAAGAGCAGUUACGUAAAUACCCCACCCCUCCCGGUCUUUCACUACCUGUUCCGAUCUAUAACCCAGCACCUUUGCCUCUACCAAAGGCACAGUGGUUUGCAGCCUUCGCAGAGGGACUGAAUUCUCAAGAUCCUCUUACAUUUGAACGACAGGCCCACCUCGUCGCAUCGUCAUGUUUCUGGACGGAUCAAGAUGUUGAGGACCUUGUUGUCGAAUUAGUCCUGCGCAUCUACGUCAAUUCCGAAGACUCGAACGACAACGUAGCAUUCUUUGCACACUGUCUCUUCCAAGCAUUUGUCUCUGUUUCUGGGCCUAUUGGUGGGCAAGCCUUCCUACUGCAGCUCCGGCAACACACUCUCAAUAUAUUUGUCAGCUCUUUGGAUCCAGCCUCCUUAAUAUACACCUCGCGUCCGGAGAAUCUUUACGCGCGUGUAAAUGGUGCGCUUUCCCUUGCUCUAUUCAUUGCCGACCUCUUCGAGCAUGGCCUAUUGCUUCAAAACCACAUCAUGGCAUGUCUUCGCCGACUCUUCGAAGGGCCAGUCGCGGUCGAAGAGCAUGUUGUGGCCAUUGGAUAUCUCGUGACGCGAGCUGGUUCAGGGCUUUGGGAGCCUUCAUUUCCGCUGGAAGACAACCCGAUACCAUCCUUUCUGGCUAGGUUCAACGAUCUGGCUGGGAGGGUUCAGUAUUCGCUCCUCGAAUGGGAAGCUUCGAUGUAG